GAAAAAUUCAUAAAAGGGCACAAGCUACAACACUAAUAUGCCCUUUGUCUUUAUAUUCAUUAGUUCAUUUCUGAAUUCCGAUAAACUUAUUGCGUAUAUAUUAUUAUUAUAUAUAUGAAACACACGACAGAGCUUUAUAGAUGAGAGACAGAAUCAGAAAACGCAAAUAAAAAAGUUGAGAGGAAAAGGAAAAGAAGAGGCUUCAUUCCUCUCCAAUUUUGAAGUUUAAAUCUUUCUACUUUUGAUCAACCUUAAGAUUGCUUUUCUUCUUUGGAAGCUUCAACUGUUCUUCUAGCGUUGUUUUGUGAUGAACUGUCAUUCACCUUCAACAAGAUGAAUGGAUUCUCCACUGUGGAUGGCUUUGUGGAGAUAACUGAAUCCCUGGCAGAUAUGAUCAAGUAUGUGGCGAAUGAACCCUCAGUGGGCCUUUUCUAUGUUCAACAGCACACCCAACAUGCAGUUCCUAAUGUAGUUAAUCUCAAUAAUCAUGUUGUCAAAAAGUCUCGUGAAGCAACUUUGCACACAGAGGACUUAGAAGAUUCUAUCACCAUGGUGAGGUCAAUGAAGGAGUGUGGCUUCCCCAUUGCUGAUGAGAUGAUUAAGGACAUUAGGAAUUCUCUAACGUUAAUGUCAGCAAAACAACCAAAGAGAGGAUUGAUCCACAGUCCUGUUUCAAGCUUUCAGAUUAGAAGAACUAGCUCUUGGGGACCAAUGUCCUGGGGUCAUGGUUCUGGAAAUGCCCAGCGGGAUGGAACUAAUUAUUUUUCAACUGUAAUCAAGUCAGCAAGACAAAAGGCAAGCAAUUUUAAGUGGCCACAACUUGAGUCCAAGGAACAGACAGAAACCAAGUCACAGAACCUGCUUCCACGUCCUGCCCCGCCAUUAUCAGUUGCAUCUGCCAGCACUAGUUCAAUUCCUGAUACAGAAGUUGAUGAGCUACCCUUAUCCAGUCUUAUGGCAGAUGAACUUCAUGAAGAAGAAGAAAAGGAAGAAACUGAAGAUGAUGUCAAUCUGUCACGUCGCAAUUUAUUGUUAAUGUCGGAAAACUAUGAUGAUUUCAAGGUUGAUAAAGAAGCUAAACUAGAACAAUGGUUGGCAGGAACUGAAGGCAAAAUGGACAAAAGUAAGGGAGAAAGUGAUACAGGUGGGCUUUAACUUGACAGUUUUUGGAUUGAAAAAGAAGCUUGAGCGCUGUAAAUAUUGUUGUUUGUUAUAACAGUAUCUCCAGAGAAUGAUUAUAUAUUGUAUGAUUAAUUGUGCGGUUUAUUCUUUGAUAUCGAAAUUAAAUUGCAGUUUUCACUCACGCACUUGUAGACUGUGUGGGACAUUCUGCAGUGGCAGGAGUUAUAUUUCCAUGGCAAAUUUCCACUCCAUCAAACCAUGAAACCUCCGCCAUGCAGACAUUGAUUACAUUACCGGACUUGUCUGCAUCUUCGUUCAUGCCUAAAGAAGCAGUCCAGGCUAUGCUUUAUAGCAAAUUGGCCUAAGCCCAGAGC
This is a messenger RNA of Durio zibethinus, 1496 nucleotides long. RefSeq lists its product as uncharacterized. Lineage: Eukaryota; Viridiplantae; Streptophyta; Magnoliopsida; Malvales; Malvaceae. The record is from RefSeq and is a predicted model, not a curated record.